CUUUUAUGACAUUGACAGUUCAUAAAAUCGCAGCCAUAUUUCUUUUUCGGAUACACGUUGUUAAGAGCGUGUGAAAAAUGAGUUCGUUAAAACUCCAGAAGAGGCUCGCCGCCUCUGUUAUGCGAUGCGGUAAAAAGAAGGUAUGGUUGGAUCCUAACGAAAUCAACGAAAUCGCCAAUACAAAUUCAAGACAAAACAUCCGCAAGUUGAUUAAAGAUGGUCUGAUCAUCAAGAAGCCUGUAGCAGUGCACUCGCGUGCCCGUGUCCGCAAGAACACCGAAGCCCGCAGGAAGGGCAGGCACUGUGGUUUCGGUAAAAGGAAAGGUACAGCAAACGCUCGUACACCCAGAAAAGAAUUAUGGAUUCAACGCAUGAGAGUUCUUCGUCGUUUGUUGAAAAAGUACCGUGAGGCCAAGAAGAUCGACAGACAUCUGUACCACUCGCUGUACAUGAAGGCGAAGGGUAACGUAUUCAAGAACAAGCGUGUCUUGAUGGAAUACAUCCACAAGAAGAAGGCUGAGAAGGCUCGUGCCAAGAUGUUGGCCGACCAAGCGAACGCCAAGAGAAUGAAGGUCAAACGGGCCAGGGAAAGACGCGAAGAACGUAUCGCUACUAAGAAGCAGGAAGUUUUGCAGAAUUACCAGAGGGAAGACGAAGCUGCUGCUACUAAAAAAUAGGUUAUUUUUAUUCAUUUGAUAACUAAUAAAAAGUUAAGGUAAAAUAA
This is a messenger RNA of Phyllotreta striolata, 724 nucleotides long. The record is from the annotation of a GenBank genome assembly. NCBI's taxonomy places the organism in Eukaryota, Metazoa, Arthropoda, Insecta, Coleoptera, Chrysomelidae.